Messenger RNA from Neomonachus schauinslandi (Hawaiian monk seal), 1125 nucleotides. It is a transcript of the gene CTHRC1, whose product is annotated as collagen triple helix repeat containing 1. The coding region runs from base 1 to 735 and encodes 244 amino acids. The transcript has 4 exons. NCBI's taxonomy places the organism in Eukaryota, Metazoa, Chordata, Mammalia, Carnivora, Phocidae. The record is from RefSeq and is a predicted model, not a curated record.
AUGCGCCCCCACGGCCCCGCCGCCGCCUCCCCGCAGCGGCUCCUCGGCCUCCUGCUGCUCUUGCUGCUGCAGCUGCGGGCGCCGUCGAGCGCCUCCGAGAGCCCCAAGGGGAAGCAAAAGGCGCUGUUGCGGCAGAGGGAGGUGGUGGACCUGUAUAAUGGAAUGUGCUUACAAGGACCUGCAGGGAUGCCUGGGCGAGAUGGAAGCCCUGGGGCCAAUGGCAUUCCCGGUACCCCUGGGAUCCCAGGUCGGGAUGGAUUCAAAGGAGAAAAGGGGGAAUGCUUGAGGGAAAGCUUUGAGGAGUCCUGGACACCUAACUACAAGCAGUGUUCAUGGAGUUCACUCAAUUAUGGCAUAGAUCUUGGAAAAAUUGCGGAGUGUACAUUUACGAAGAUGCGCUCAAACAGCGCUCUGAGAGUUUUGUUCAGUGGCUCCCUUCGGUUAAAAUGCAGGAAUGCAUGCUGUCAGCGUUGGUAUUUCACGUUCAAUGGAGCUGAAUGUUCAGGACCUCUUCCCAUUGAAGCCAUCAUUUAUUUGGACCAAGGAAGCCCUGAACUCAAUUCAACAAUUAAUAUUCAUCGCACUUCUUCUGUGGAAGGGCUUUGUGAAGGAAUUGGAGCUGGAUUAGUGGAUGUUGCCAUCUGGGUUGGGACUUGUUCGGAUUACCCAAAAGGAGACGCCUCUACUGGAUGGAAUUCAGUAUCUCGCAUCAUUAUUGAAGAACUGCCAAAAUAAAUCCUUUAAUUUUCAUUCCCUACCUCUUUUUAAUUAAGCCUUUGAAGGGUUCAUUUUAGUGGCAUUUUAAUAUAAUUUUUAUGUAUACAUCUGAAUAAAAAGCAAAGCGAAACGUGUUUCAGACCAAAGUGUGAUUUCACACUGUUUGAAAAUCCAGUAUUAUUCAUUUUCCUUCCAUCAAAAAUGGUUUCAGGAUUUUGUAGUUGAUUAGAAUACUUUCUUCAUAUUCCCCAUUCCCUGUACCUAUAAUUUGGAAUGUCAUUGUGGUCUUGAACUUCUCCUAUUCUCUUAGGAUAGCACUUUUUAAAACAGAAAGGCUAACAUACCAGUGCUUUGUACAAGUUGUAAAUGUUCAGAACUGUUUUAUAUCUGUGAAAUAAAAGUUAUUUC